Meyerozyma guilliermondii ATCC 6260 is the source of this 1638-nucleotide messenger RNA. RefSeq names its product Pbp2p (gene PBP2). Gene Ontology annotation, molecular function: mRNA binding. The record is from RefSeq and is a predicted model, not a curated record. The coding region runs from base 1 to 1638 and encodes 545 amino acids. Gene Ontology annotation, biological process: regulation of gene expression; regulation of RNA metabolic process. The transcript has a single exon. NCBI's taxonomy places the organism in Eukaryota, Fungi, Ascomycota, Pichiomycetes, Serinales, Debaryomycetaceae. Gene Ontology annotation, cellular component: cytoplasm; nucleus.
AUGUCUGACAACACGUUGAAACGUAAAAUCGACGAACAAGAAGAAGAGGAGCCUCCCAUCAAGCGUGCAGCUCUCGAUGAUACCUCACUGAAGCUGCCGGAACUUGAAGGGCCUCCUAGUCCUGUUUUGGGUGCCGAUUCAACCGAAGACGAAACUAACAAACCUUCUCUGAAUAAACCAGAACCUCUCAACCCAUCUGAAAGUGAUGAUGACUACCAGGUAGAGCCACCUAAGGAAGAUUCUUCAAAACUCACUGAUAAGCUGACAGAUGUUAGCCCCAGUGUAUCAGUGCCAUCUCACUCUGCUCCACCGUCGACUAUAAGCUAUCCUCAGCCUUCACCUCCCCCUGCUUCACCACCUCGCCAAAGUCCAUACAGUAGAUCUCUGGCUCUAGGACAACUUGGUUCUUUGAUAAAUGCUUACGGUACCUCCACUCCUGCUAUCAAUCCAAUUACUAAUUCUGGUGUAAGUCAAGCAAUUGGCACCACCACCAGCUAUGGAACCUCUCAAGCUUAUGAUCCAGUACCUUUCGCUAAUCACCUUGAUUAUACUUCGAGACCUAUGGCUAAUCACCAAGCUGAACGUGAACUGGACCCUACUUAUGUUUCAUUUCGCAUGUAUUGCCCAGUCAAAGAGGCAAGUUUUGUGAUUGGGAAACGCGGAGAUAUGAUAAACCAUCUUCGUGAAAAGGCCAAUGCCCGAAUCCAGGUGAGUGAGAAUAUCAAGGACGUUCAAGAACGUAUCAUUCUGGUCAAGGGACCUGCAGAGAACGUUGCAAAGGCUUUUGGUUUAAUCACAAGAGCUAUCUUAGAGGAGCCAGAAGACGAGCCAGCAUCGAUAAUGAGCCGCCAGUAUAAUCUCAAGGUACUCAUACCGCACCCAAUGGUUGGCUAUAUAAUUGGGAAAGGUGGUAGUAAGUUUCGUGAGAUCGAAGAGAAUUCGGCUGCGAAACUUAAAGCUGCUGAACAGCCAUUGCCUAAUUCCACUGAUCGUGUUCUAUCCGUAUUGGGUGUUGGAGAUGCCAUUCAUAUUGCAAUCUACUAUAUUUCUCAGGUGAUUAUCGAACACAAGGAUAUCCUCAAAAAGCACAAGAUUGUAUACUACACCCCAGGUAAUAACCAACUCAUGAACAAUACCAUGGGCCUAAUUCCUAAUAAUACUUAUGGUAACACAGGGAUUAUUGGAAACGAUCCAAUUCAAGGCGGUGCACCUUUUCAGCAUAAUUACCAGAGACAGUUCCAGCCAUCUGCUCCAUCCCACAACCAAAUCACUACACCGGUUCCUACCCAACUGUACACAGAUGAACAUGGGAAUACUAUGAUUGGAGACGUGAUUACCAGUGUACCUGUUCCUGCUGGUACUGGAACCGACAAGUUUAGCGAAGAUGUUUUCGUGGCUAAUACCAACAUUGGUUCAGUUAUUGGAAAGGGAGGAAACAAUAUAAAACAGAUAAGAGAGUCAAGUGGGUGCAGCUAUGUCAAAAUAGAGCCUGACCAACACCAAACUAUCAUGCUAGGUAGAGGUAGAGGGCUAACUAGUAUUCGGAAGUUGACGUUGACGGGGUCCAUCAAUCUGAUACAAACUGCCAUCUACUUGAUAAACCAAAGAAUCGUCGCUGAUAAGGAAAGAAAUAUGUAA